Molecule: messenger RNA, 645 nt
Organism: Rhodofomes roseus
Lineage: Eukaryota; Fungi; Basidiomycota; Agaricomycetes; Polyporales; Fomitopsidaceae
Exons: 4
Coding region: 1-645 (214 amino acids)
Source: RefSeq, a predicted model, not a curated record
AUGGACAACGCGUCAUCCAAUAAAAAGAAGAUGACAUUUCUCCAGGACGAACUCAACAAGGCGGGUAUUGCAUUUGAUGCCGACGGUAAUCGUGUAUGCAAGCCAAUCAGUAGUGUUCGGACAGUGGUCGUUGCAGCGCGACGAUCUGGCCCGAGGCGCGAGGAGCUUCAGCGCGUCAUCAAGAUGGGCAACCAGUCGAACUUGUGGGGUACUCUUGAAAACCCGGUAGUGCUUCCUGAGGUCCAACUGCUCCGUGAUGUGGACACGCGGUGGUCGUCAAUGUAUAAUAUGAUAAGCCGCAUGCUUAACUUGUACCCUGCCGUCCGACAUUUGAUACUGAAAGACACCCUUGGAGACAUCGCCGAUUUGACAGAUGACGAGCUCAACGUUCUCGUUGACAUCCAUCAGGUAUUCUCGGCCCCGAACGCAGCGCAGGAGUUGCUAUCUGCGGAAAAGACGCCUACCCUUUGUAUGGCGUUACCCGUUUACACCGACCUGAUGGACGUCUGGGAAGAACAGGCCCGGACGAUCCCGGAACUACAGCAUUACAUCAAAAUGGGCAUCGACCGGGUGCAGAAGUAUGUCAACAUUGCCCGAACCAGUCGGAUUUAUGCAUUAGCAAUGAUAGUUGUCGCGGCUCUCUGA